AUUGCAAUUGGCGAGUGGAUUUCAUUACGCGCGGGGAAUUCCUGUCUUCAAAUGAGUAACCAAAGACCUGCGUGACCUGGAUGAGGACUCUCUACCUUAGUAGAUGAUACCUGGCAGUAAUCAUGGAAGUUACAAAGAAAAACUUCAAGGAGGUGUUGAAGACGCUUCCUGAGAUUUUGCAGAGUGCAUCUUUCAUUGCCAUUGAUGGGGAGUUUACCGGCUUGCAUCAUGAUGUCAAACCCUUGCCAUAUGACACACCAGAGGAGAGAUACGACAAGCUCAGACAGGGUUCUAUGGAUUUUUUGUUGAUGCAGUUUGGAGUGUGUGCCUUUAAGUUUGAGAAAGAAAACUCAAGGUAUCUUGUGUAUCCAUUUAACUUCUAUGUUUUCCCGAGGCCAAUGAUCAACUCCAGAAAACCAGACCGUAGAUUCCUUUGUCAGAGUUCAAGUAUGGACUUCUUGGCUUCGUUCAAUUUUGACUUCAACAAAGUCUUCAGAGAUGGGAUACCGUACUUGACAAAGUUACAGAAGGAAUCUAUUAAGGAGCACGUCAAAGAGAAGCAUGCUCUCCAUCAGCAAGAAUCAUCAGCAUCACAAUCCAGCCCUGGCUUCAUCUCACCACCUGCUAAGAUACAAGUCGACAUACCCCCAGAACAGAAAGAGUUUGUUGAAGGCGUUUGUAAGCAAGUUGAUGACUUUGUGAAGAAUGAACAUGAACACGUGCUAAACCUGGCACCCUGCAAUGGAUUCCAGAGAAAGUUGACAUUCCAGUCAGUAAAAGCAAGACAUGAAUCUGGGCUGAUGUUGGCUUCAAAAACUGGUGAAAAGGGUGAGCGUUACAUAGAGGUUACCAAGGCAACAGAGGAAGAGAAAAAGUUGAUGAUGGAGAAGAAGUUGCAGGCAGACUUGGAUGAGGUAGACGAUGCAGCAGGGUUCUCACAGGUCAUUGACCUCAUCUCUAGCACAGGAAAACCUGUCAUAGGUCACAACAUGAUGCUGGAUGUUAUGCAUGCAAUACAGCACUUCAGCUUUUCCUUGCCAGAGAACCUUAGUGAGUUCAAAGAGCUGGUAGGGUGUGUCUUCCCCAAACUGAUUGAUACAAAAGUCAUGGCAGGGACACAGCCAUUCAAGGAACAUAUUCCUCUGACAGGCUUGGCAGAAUUAGAGAAAUCCCUGAGUAAUGAUCCUUUCACAAAACCUACAUUUGUAACAGCACCUGGUUACCCUAGCUAUUGCUCAACCAACGACCAAUCACAUGAAGCAGGCUAUGAUGCCUUCAUCACUGGUUCCUGCUUCGCUACCAUGGCCAACUAUCUGGGUAGCUUCUUGGAUCCUCCAAAGGGGUGUGUCUCGCCAACAUGCAACCUUAUUGAACCAUUCCAUAACAAGAUGUGUCUGUUCCGAGUUCAAGAUCUACCGUACCUGAAUCUGACAGGAAAAGAUUUGGUUCCACCAAGAGACCAUGUGUUUCACCUCACCUUCCCAGCUGAGUGGCGAACACACGACAUCCAGCAUCUCUUUAGUGUCUUUGGCCAGGUGUUCGUCAGCUGGAUUGAUCAAACGUCAGCCUUUGUGUCUCUGGCCAAUAGAGAAGAUGCUUCAAGGGUGAUGAAGACUAUUGAACUGUCACCAGACUAUGCUCUUAAGACUUUCAAAGAAUAUAAGAGGGCUGUACUGAAUGCAACACCAGAAAUGCCCAUGGACUUGGCACAGUCUAGCACCAGCGAGCUAGGACACCAUUCUAACAACAAGGCAAACACGACACCAUUCAGUGCACCAAGAGGUUUGAAGCGGCCACAUGAUGCCUCUGAAGUCAGAGGUGAAGAUUCAGAGGUUGCAGAACUGACUGGUGUUGGAGGAAAGAAGCACAAACCAAUGGAUCCAAACGCCCCAGUCUUUGUUUCGAGGAGUAGUGUCUCUCCUGUUGAAGUUACUUCAUCAGGUAACCAGCAAACACCCCAGCAGGAUUCUUCAGAUAAAGAUCCUCCGACUGAGCUACAGAAAGAUGGCUUGAAAGACACUGGUGAUGCGGAAUCAAAAGACAGUUCCCAAAAAGGAGAAAAACAGAAGUUGUUUGAAGAACCAGAUACCUGGUAGCUGAUCAACCUUACAUCACACAGAAGUCACUCAUCACUGCUUGGCCGUAAGCCUAUUCUACAUGUAACCAGACCACACUAGAUCAAACCAGAUUGAUCCAGAUAUCUAGCAGCUGUUAAUAUCAUACAUCGCAUUGAAAUAGCUCACUGUCGAAAUUACUCUGGACGCAACUUAGCUAGAUUAAACCAGAUUGAUCCAGAUUUCCUAGCUGUUGAACCUUACAUCACAUUGAAAACGCUCGUUACAUUUUAUAGUUUGCCCACGCUGGAUGCAUCCAAACUUAGCCAGAUGAUACCGGAUUGAUCCAGUUAAUGGGUGGUUUUUGAGGCUCAUAAGUUCAUUCUGCAGCAAAAUAAGAGCAAGCCAGAUUAUAGUGGGUUUUGAAUGCAUUUAUGUUGAAUGAACCAUUUUCGGUCAGAUGUAACAGAAGUGAUCGAUUCCAGGUAAGAUUAAAUAAAACUUAAGCCAACAAAAGUCUCCAGUUUCUGUGACGAUGUAGCUUUUUUCCCCUAACUUUUUCUGUGGAAAUGAUGUACGAUGCAUGCGCUCGUAACUCCGACCGCUACCAACACUAAAAUCGACUGCCCCCUGUACUUUUACUGUUUAAAAGCAUUUUUAGCUUGUACAUGUACACAGGA
Molecule: messenger RNA, 2734 nt
Organism: Acanthaster planci (crown-of-thorns starfish)
Lineage: Eukaryota; Metazoa; Echinodermata; Asteroidea; Valvatida; Acanthasteridae
Product: poly(A)-specific ribonuclease PARN-like
Source: RefSeq, a predicted model, not a curated record